GCCAGACGGUUCUCUCCCCAACCGCUUCGGAGCCCGACAUGUCCCUGGCGAAGGCGAACCCCAAAAGUUCCCUCAAGGGAGACAAAGACCCAGGAGAAGAGAGCGAGGCCGUGGACGGCAAGCUCUCCAUCUUCAUCCACAAGCGGGAAGACCAGUCGUCUCACGAGGUUCUCCAGCCGCUCUUGAGUAGCUCCGAAGGCCGCCCCUUCCGCCUGGGAACGGGGGCCAACAUGGAGAAGGUGGUCAAGAUGGACCGAGACAUGACCAAAAGUGGCUGCUGCGAGGUGAUCACAGAGGAGGCGGCUGCGGCUUUGCGGAAGGCCACCAAGUGGGCCCAAUCUGGGCUGAUUGUGAGUGUGGGCCCCCCGGUGGAGACGGCCAGUCCCGAAAGCACCAGCGGCCUCUCCACAGGGGACAAGAAGAAGACGGCUCAGACCUCCACCUGCAGGGAGCGGAACUCGGAGCUGGCCAGGACCGACCCCGUGCGGCCCUUCAUCAGCGGGCACGUGGCCAACAGCAUGGCGGCGGAGGUGAUCGCUCUGCUUCACAGCUUGCUCAUGGCGCCCGAGUCGAACGCCGCUCAGAUAUGGACCACCACCGCCGAGAAAGUCUUGUCUCGUGCUCUGAUGUACAUCCCCCAGCUGGGGAAAUAUGCCGAGAGCAUCUUGGAGAACGGCAGCAGCAACGGAAGGAAGCUGGCCAAGCUGCAGAGGAUCGCUCGCCAAGCGGUGGCUGCCCUGUGUGCCCUGGGCGGCUUCAAGGAGACCAUCAAAAUCGGCUCCGAAGUUCAGGUGUUGGGCAGAGGAAUUGACAGAAGUGUGGGAGUGGUGGCCUCCAUUAAUGAACAGGAAGGGAUAGCCACGGUCAAACUCCCACCGGUCAACAUAGACUGCAGGAAGGCCUCCCAGGCCUCGGACAUUUUAACAAUUCCAUUAUCGAGGCUCUGCAUUCCGCGGUCAGAGGCCUUGCCUCUGCAGAAGCUGUCCCUCACGGAGAAGGUCGUGCAAGCCGUCCAGUCCAUGUUGCUUCCGCAGGAGGGCAGCCUGUCUAUCCACACCUCGCUUCCUGCCACGGGAGACGGCUCGACACCAGUCAUGGCCGUGGUCCGUCUGCUGGCUGAAAUCCGAACCAGAGCAUGCCUGGUGAUGGCCCAGCUCUUGGAGGACACCUCCUUCUGUGAAGAAUUCAUCCAGCAGUGUCCAGCUGCGGUGGAAGUCCUCAACCUCGUAGCCCAGGAAUGCAGCCCUGGGGAGCGGCUCCUUGUUGUCGAAGCGCAGUGCGAAAGGUUACGGAUGCUCUACCGCGAUAGCGCUCGGCCACCCCCACCCCCCCUCCAGGCAGACCGAAGACAGCCUAAAGAAAUCACCUGGAGCCCCUCAAGGGUCUUCCCACCUGUGCGAGCCUGCAUGUUCUCCUCCCAUCUCACCGCGGUGACCUUCCUGGCGGACCCCAGCGCUGGGGGAGGGCUUCCUCGGGGCACCUUCAUUUAUGCCACCUCGGCAGUUCCUGUGCAGGCGCCCUCUUUCUACUGGGAGAUCGAAGUCGUGUCCUACGGAGACGCAGAUGACGACACGGGCCCCAUUGUCUCCUUCGGCUUUGCCACGGAAGCUGAGAAGCGGGAUGGAGCGUGGACUAACCCCGUGGGCACUUGCCUCUUCCACAACAACGGGCGAGCUGUCCAUUACAACGGUUCCAGUUUGCUGCAGUGGAAGAGCGUGCGCCUGGAUGUGGCCCUCUGCCCUGGUGAUGUGGCAGGCAUCGGCUGGGAGCGGACGGAAGGGACCCCUCCUCCUCCAGGGCAGCCGGCCAAAGGCAGGGUCUACUUCACCUACUGUGGACAGCGGCUGGGGCCGUAUUUGGAAGACGUGUCGGGAGGAAUGUGGCCAGUGGUCCAUAUCCAGAAGAAGAACACCAAAGUCCGGGCCAAUUUUGGGUCUCAUCAGUUUGCCUACGUGGAGGGACAAGCCCACCGAAACGCCGCCGACCUCUGCAUCGACCUGGCAGAAGAGAUCAGUGCCAACUUUGAAGUGCUGCCUUUCGCCAUGGCCUCCGACAGCGACAACGACGCCGGCACCAGUAGUGCUUCCGAUCCUGGACCUCACGGGCCUCCUUGCAGGAUCGCAGCUGUGGCCACCGCUCAGCAACAAUACGACAGCGACUCCUCUUGUCAUUACAAAACGGAGCGCAGCUACGAGAACUUCGUCAUCUCUGGACCAGACCUUCACCCUCCGCCCAUUGCGGAUGACGAGAGCGACGAUGACGACGACGACGACGUCCCCCGGGAGGACCACUACGCCCUGCUGGUGAAGGCCUGGGAGACCAAGGUCUUCCCCACAAUUAGGAGGCGCUUCCGCAAUGAAGCAGAGAGGAAAUCCGGCUUGGAUCAGAUUAAGGGAGCCCUGCAGUUAGGGAUGGUCGACAUAGCGCGGCAGACGGUGGAGUUCCUCUACGAGGAAAACGGGGGCAUCCCUCGCGAUCUCUAUCUCCCCACCAUCGAGGACAUCAAAGACGAGGCCAACAAGUUCACCAUCGACAAAGUCCGGAAAGGUCUGACAGUCGUGACCCGCUACCCGGAGAGCAACAACGUGGCCACCAAUGCCGUGGCAACCGCCCUGCCCAAGUUUGCCAUCCGUGGGAUGCUGAAGACCUUUGGACUGCACGGUGUGGUCCUGGACGUUGAUUCGGUGAACGAGCUGGUGCAGGUGGAGACCUACCUGCGGAGCGAGGGGGUCCUGGUCAGGUACUGGUACCCGAUCGACAUGCUGGAGCGACCCCCGGCUGGCUACAGGAGGACGGCCACCAACGGGCUGGUUUCUUUGGACAACUCGAACAUCCAGAUCCACAGGGAACUCCUCCGCUGCGAAGCCGUGCUGGCCUGCCUCUACUGCCGGAUGGCCCUGCUCAACAUCUUCGCCCCCAAAACGCCCCACAUGUUCACUCAGCUCUUCAGCGUGCGGGAUAUCACCCUGGAGCACCUGCAGCUGCUCUCCAACCAGCUCCUGGCACCGCCCCUUCCAGAUGGCACCAUCUGCUCCACGUCCAUCCUCUUGGCCCAGUCCCUCCAGCACUCCAUCCACUCCCAGAACUGCUCGGCCACCGAGCUCUUCUACCAGGGCAACGCCCAGACGGUCCAGGAGUGGCUCACCAUCGCCAUCGCUCGCACCCUGCACCAGGGAGAGGAGAGCUUGCUUGACCUGACCAGACAGCUCUGCUGCUUCCUGCAGAACGCCCCUGAGCAGUUCCCCUCGGAAGAGUUCCCCAUUUCUGAGUCCAAAGUCAACAUGGACGUCCAUUUCCCCGGGGCUGCGUUUGUCAUCGUGUCCUGCAAGGAGAGCCAGGCUGGAUUCCGCAAAGACUCGUCCCUCUACAAGGCCCCCUGGGCCCGGAUCUUGCUCUACGGCCUGGGCCACAAGGUCAAGAAGAACGGCCAGCUGAACCUCAUCGAGGCCGUGUGCUACCCUCGGGACGCUUCUCCCACCAACACGGGCCUGACCCCACCGCCCACCACCAACCAGUAUCCUUCGGUCAUCAUCUCCACAGACAAGGUCCACAUCAAACUGGGCGUGUCCCCACCUCCUGGUGCCGUGCUGGUCCUGCACUCCCUUCCACUGGAGUUCCCCCUGGCCGUGGCAUUCGCGGAGCAGCUACUGGCCUGGAAGCAGGAGGACGGAGAGGGGAGGUCCGAAGACGAGCAGGACGCCAUCCCUGCCUCGGUGUUCCUGCAAGUAGUGGAAAUCCUAG
Messenger RNA from Notechis scutatus (mainland tiger snake), 3741 nucleotides. The record is from RefSeq and is a predicted model, not a curated record. NCBI's taxonomy places the organism in Eukaryota, Metazoa, Chordata, Lepidosauria, Squamata, Elapidae.